AUGAGUGACUUAUUAAAUGAUAAACGAUUUGCUCACAUUGCAAGGGACCCUAAAUUUAAAAGAAUCCCAAAAGCAGAGAGAAAAGUAAAAAUAGAUAAAAGAUUUAAAAGUAUGUUUAAUGAUAAAAAAUUUACAGUUCAAUAUACUAUAGAUAAACGAGGUAGACCUGUAAAUCAAACAUCAUCCGAAAAUCUUAGGAAAUAUUAUGAUUUAUCUAGUAGUGAAGAUGAAGAUGAGAAAGAACAUGAAAGACCUAAACAACAAAAGAAAAAUGAAUCUAAAGAUUAUAAGAAGAAAGAAAAUAAAGUUAAUACAGUUUCUAAGUUAAAUGAAAAUUGUCCUGAAGUUAAUGUAAAUAAAAAUGAAGAUACUAAUUCAUCGGAUAAUAAUUGUUUCUCAAGUAAUGGAGAAUUACUUAGAAUUAAACCGAAAGAAGAAUGUGAUAUAGAUUCUGAGGAACAGAGUAAUCUUGAAUCUGAUUCUGCAUCUGAUAUAGAUUAUACAACAUUAAACAAUUUGAAAGCAGAUUUAAAAGAAAGUAAAAAGCAAUUGAAUAUUAGAAAUAAAUAUGAAUCUGAGAAGUUUUCUGAUAAAGUUAAAAAAAAAUUAAAAGAUUUAAGUAUAAAUUAUGCCAGAGGUGAAGGAGUUUUGAUCACAGACAGUUCUUCUGAUGAAGAAAGUUCUGAGGCUUCUGAUGAAGAAGAGGUUGAACAUAAUUGGGGUGAAUUAGACAAAGAGGCUGAAACAACAAAUGAAAUUACACAUAGAUUAGCAGUUUGUAACAUGGACUGGGAUAGAUUACGUGCUGAAGAUUUAAUGGUUUUAUUUAAUUCAUUCUUACCACUUGGUGGUUUUAUUCAUUCAGUUACUAUUUAUCCAUCAGAAUUUGGUUUGCAACGUAUGAAAGAGGAAGAGAUUAAAGGUCCAAAGGAAUUAACAGAAAUUAAAGAAGAGGAAGAAAUUGAAGAUAAAAGUGAUAACGAAGAGGGGUCUUCAUAUCACAUGGAAAAAUUAAGACAGUAUCAAUUAAAUAGAUUAAAAUAUUAUUAUGCUGUUGUUGAUUUUGAUUCUGCUGAAACAGCAAAUAAAAUUUACAUAGAAUGUGAUGGUACAGAAUAUGAAUCUACAGCAACAAAAUUAGAUCUUAGAUUUAUACCGGAUGAUAUGGAAUUUGAUCAGACUCCAAAAGAGAUAUGCAGUAAACUACCAGAGCUUACAAAGUAUAAACCAAGGCAAUUCACAACCACUGCUUUACAACAAGUUAAAGUGCAGUUAACUUGGGAUGAGACAAACCCUGAAAGAAUGGAAAUUGCAGAAAAACUGAAUUCUGGGAAAUUAAAUGAAAUUAAUGAAAAUGAUUUACAAGCUUACUUAGCAAUUAAUUCAAGUGAUGAUGAAUCAGAGCAACAACAGGAACAGGAACUGCAGGAAGAUAAAAAUGAUUUGGAAAAGAAAGAACAUACCGAUCCAGUUGAAAAGUAUAAAGCUCUGUUGAAAGAAAUAGAAGAAAAAGAAGAAUCAAAACAAAAGAAGGAUGUUGAAUUAGAAUUUACUUGGGGUUUAGGCACAAAAGAAAAAGCUGAAAAAUUAGUACAAGAAAGAUUAAAGAAAGAUCAAAAUCUUACGCCAUUUGAACAAUACUUAGAAAAACGGAAAGAGAAAAAGAAAGCUAAACGAGAGGAGCGAAAAAAACAUAAAGAUACAGUUAAUUCUGAUGACUCAGAUAUACUUGAUUCAGAUAAAAAUGCAAAUAAUAGAACAUCUCAUAAAAAGAUAAACAUUGCAGAAAAUAAUAAUCUUGCUUCAUCAAGCGAUGACGAUGAAGAACGACGUAAAGCUGAAUUAGAACUUUUGUUAAUGGAUGAAAAUCAAGAUGGUAAACAGCAUUUCAAUAUGAAAAAGAUAGAGGAAUAUGCUACAAUGACAAAAUCUAAACAAAGACGAAUAAAUAAAAAGAAAAAUGCGCAAGAACGAAUAGAGGAGGAUAACUUUGAAGUAAAUGUACAAGAUUCAAGAUUUAAUGCGUUAUUCACAUCGCAUCAUUUUAAUAUUGAUCCAGCGGAUCCACAUUAUAGGAAAACUAAAGGUACUGAAGCUUUAAUUAAAGAAAAAUUGAAAAGAAGAGCUGAUAACGAACUUAAUGAAGAAAUACCUGCUAAAGAAUCCAAAAUGAAAUCUAAUGCAGAAUUACAGAAAUUAAUUAAAUCAGUGAAGAAAAAUACUAAAAAUAUUACUAAACCAAUAAAAUAA
Messenger RNA from Eufriesea mexicana, 2250 nucleotides. Its product is annotated as ESF1 homolog. The record is from RefSeq and is a predicted model, not a curated record. The transcript is spliced from 7 exons. Gene Ontology annotation, cellular component: nucleus. The coding region runs from base 1 to 2250 and encodes 749 amino acids. Gene Ontology annotation, molecular function: RNA binding. Gene Ontology annotation, biological process: rRNA processing. Lineage: Eukaryota; Metazoa; Arthropoda; Insecta; Hymenoptera; Apidae.